UCUGUUUGAAAACUGGGCCCACUGAAUUUAUCUGUAACUGUUCUUUCCUUAUGUACUUAAAAAAUAAUGUUCUAGAAGCGUCUGUGGCAAGUUAGCUGCGUUUUUAGUUUUUGCUUUGCCUUUGGUUGUGACAGAUGGCGAAGUCGAGUGAUUGCACCAGCAAUUAAUUUCAAUAAAUAUCCAUGUUAAUCAUCAUCAUGGGAUUGAUCCUUCAGAGCCAGAUACGUUAUUGUUAGUAACUAAAAGUAAAGUACCAUUGCGAUGGAACAACUCAAACGGAUAAAGGGAGUGAGGGGCCGUCUCAAAUCCAGCCUCACCAAACUGCUAUACACAGCAGAAAACUCUUCCGCAUCAAUCGGCGUUGACGUGGAGGUACUGCUAGUCAGGCCCGACAAAGUUUGGAAUGAUUUCGAACUUGCCGGAGAUGAUCUGAGCGUGCUUGACGUCGAGGGCUGGGUUGAUCCUGCGGAUGACUACGGCAUGUAUGAGGCGAAGUACCUAAAAGCCCGUGCGCUUUUAUUUUCCCUCAAGCGCUCACAGAAGCCGACAACACCAACAACAAAGAGACAUGCAAAAGGAGACUCAAUAGCUAACAACGACGCUAUUUCUCGCUUAGUGCAGCAACAACAAGAGUUCUUCGAACGCCUCGAAGCAACUUUAACACCAACCCAGGCUGAAGCCGCGGCUCCAGUAAGGGAGACAGAAUUACCGAAAAUUCACAUAAAACCGUUUGGUGGCUUUUACAAGAUAAUCUACAACCGAUAUAUGAGGGGCACCGCAAUGCAACUUUUUUUCGAGGAGCCUGCUAAUAAUGGUCGCCAUUGCCGUAGUUCUUAUUAUUUUUUUCUGAAAAUUUUACAAAACAUUCUUCAAAUGUUGUACUUCAAUCUAAAAAUAGUUUAAAUAAAUAGAUGUUUACCAGAU
Molecule: messenger RNA, 924 nt
Organism: Drosophila ananassae
Lineage: Eukaryota; Metazoa; Arthropoda; Insecta; Diptera; Drosophilidae
Exons: 2
Coding region: 262-903 (213 amino acids)
Source: RefSeq, a predicted model, not a curated record